CAGCACUGUGACAAACUUUCACCUAUGAAAGGGAGAGGGCGAGAGAGAGAUUAAGAGUGUGAGAGGGAGAAAGUGAGACGGACUGAGAGAGGAGCAGAAGGCUCUCGGUGACCUAGUUCGAAGUUAGCUCUUCAGUAGCUGAGUAUUAGCUACAACAGAGACCCUUGUGAGAAGCAGCAAAGAGAAAGAAGUUGCAGGUAUUUAACUGUACUGGCAGGAGUAACAGCACUGACAGGAGGAUUCAUCAGACUGACUGCUGAAGUCCAGUUAUCAACAGAAACACCAUGGCAGGCCAGCGGGGAGUUAAAAUUGUGAAGAAGUCUGCUGUCCCUGGGGUAACCAUCACACAGUUUGUGGACAGUAUUCCUGAGGGAUGCAGCGCUCCUGACUUUGAGCGGAAACCAAUUACCUUAACAUUACAGGAAGGCAAAAAUGCCAUUUUCAGAGCUGUGGUCAAGGGAGAGCCAAAACCAGAGGUGGUGUGGAAACGCAAUAAUAGAGAAAUGGUGGACGAUCCUCAAAAAUGCCAAAUAUCCUUCAAACCUGGAGCAAAUGAAUUCAUCCUGCAGAUAACCAAAAUCACUUCUGAUGAUGCUGACUUGUACCGUUGCACUGCUGUGAAUGAGUAUGGGGAAGCCACCUGCACUGCUGGCCUCAAAAUCAUACAGGUUGGCUUCAAGAAGAAAGCAAAGGAGGCUCCUUCUGCACCUCAGGGUGACCUAAAGAAGGAGAUUCAGGACUUCAGAAAAACAUUAAAGAAGCGGGCACCGUCAACAGCUCCAAAGAAAGAACUUGAUAAGGAGCAGGUCUGGCAGUUAUUGCUGAAUGCAGAUAGGAAGGAUUAUGAGAAGAUCUGCCUGAAAUAUGGUGUCGUUGAUUUCCGUGGGAUGUUGAGGAGGCUUCAGGAGAUGAAGAAGGAGAGAGAGGACAAGCAAGCACUGUAUGUAAACACUCUCACAAACCUGAGGCAUGUCAGCAUCAAUCGUGAGCAAGGAAAUGCUUCCUUUGAUCUAGAGAUGGAACUGAAAAAUCCAGAGAGCAGAAUUUAUCUGUAUAAGGAUGGCCAAAUGAUCCAUUUUGAAUUUGACAGUGACACUGUAAAGCACUGCCUGAGACAGGUUGGCAAAAAGUACAAUUUUAUCAUCAAUGAUUUGCAGCCAGAAGAUGCUGGUGUGUACCAGAUCAAAGUAGAAGACGUAGAUAUCUUCUCAACAGAACUGGAAGCAGAAACUAUUCCAAUGAGCUUUCGUUUUCCACUUGGUGAGGUGAGAUGCCAUGAGCAAGGAAAUGCUGUCUUUCAGUGCGUUCUCUAUGAUCCUUGCUUCAAUGCUGUGUGGUUGCACAAGGACCGUCGUCUAGAGCCAAGUGACAAGUAUGAUAUAUCUGCCUCAAAUGAUGGUCUGACUCACCGCCUAGUCAUCAAAAACACCCAGUACUCUGACAAAGGGACUUACACCAUUGACAUUGGAACCCGCUCUUCAAGUGCCUGGCUUGAGGUUGAAGGUGCUAAAGGAAAGAGGAAACAGGCUGAAGGAGACAAUGAAGCUAAGGCUGGAUGGCAGAACAAGCGGUUAGAUGAAGACCAUGCUAAGAAACUUCGUCAUGGAGAAGGGCAUGAAGCUCAAGAUCACCUUGCCGAUGGCAGUGGAGAAUUUUAUGGCUCCAUGGGAAAAGAUGGAUCUUUGGGAAGAGAUAUGCAUGCAGGAGCCAACAGAGAUGAGCAGAUGGGGCAUUUUUCUGGAGCAGGGGCAGAGGGGAAUCAGUUUGCUGGAUUUCCAGUUGGAAGUAAUGGACAUAUUGGACUUGGUCAGAAUGCUAUGCCAGGUGGAAUUGGUGUUAGUGGAAGAGCAGGUAGUCUGGCUGGCAUGGGUUCGACAUCUGAUAGGGAUGCUGGGUCAGGGGGCACGGGUGCUGGCGCUGGAUUUGGGGGUGCAGGUGGACUACAAGCUUUAGAUGAGCAAGGUUCCACAUUUAAUGGAACAGGAAUUGGUGACAGAUUUAGCAAAACAGGUGCACCAGGGGAGGUAGAUGGACUGUAUGGCAAGAAGGGUGUACUAGGUGGUGGGGGUGGGCCUGGAGCCAGUCUUGAUGGUGUUGGAGGUCACCAUGGCAGGGAUGGUGGGCUAGGUAGUGCUGGUAGGCCUGGAGCUGGAUUUGGUAGCACAGGGGCUGCAAGUGGACUCUAUGGGAAAGAUGGUAUGCCAGGUGGAUUUGGUACCAAUGGAACAGGGGGUAGAGGUGGACUUUAUGGUGAAGAUGGUAUGCUCAUUGGAGUCGGUAUUGCUGGAGCAGGGGGUGAAGGUGGAAUCUAUGGCACAAAUAGCACACUGGAUGCUUCUAGUGCUGGUAGGUUUCAAGCUGGACUUGACAGAGUUGGAGAACUCUGUGGUAAGGAUGGUGGCCUAGGCGGUGCUGGUGGGUCUGGAGAUGGGUUUGGUGGAGCAGGGAGUGCAGGUGGACCCUAUGGCAAGGAUAGUAUGCUAGGUGGAGUGGGACCUAGUGGGUCCUGUGGUGCUGGGGGACUCUAUGGCAGAGAUGGUAUGGCUGCUGGCGCAGGUGCUGGUGGAGCUGGAGGUAUGGGUGGACUUUAUGGCAAGGAUGGUAUGCCAAUUGGAGCAGGCACUGGUGGUGCUGGUGGAGCUGGAGGUAUGGGUGCACUAUAUGGCAAGGAUGGUAUGCCAAUUGGAGCAGGGAUUGGUGGAGCUGGAGGUAUAGGUGGAAUUUAUGGCAAGGAUGGUAUGCCAAUUGGAACAGGCACUGGUGGUGCUGGUAGUAUGGGUGGACUUUAUGGGAAGGAUGGUAUGCCUGUUGGAGCAGGCAUUGGUGGUGCUGGAGGUAUGGGUGGGCUCUAUGGCAAGGACGGUAUGCCAAUUGGAGCAGGCACUGGUGGAGCUGGUAGUAUGGGUGGACUAUAUGGCAUGGAUGGUAUGCCAGUUGAAGCAGGCAUUGGUGGAGCUGGAGGUAUGGGUGGGCUUUAUGGCAAGGAUGGUAUGCCAAUUGGAGCAGGCACUGGCGGAGCUGGAGGAGCUGGAGGUAUAGGUGAACUCUAUGACAAGCAUGGUAUGCCAAUUGGAGCAGGCAUUGGCGGAGCUGGAGGAGCUGGAGGUAUAGGUGGACUCUAUGGCAAGGAUGGUAUGCCAACUGGAGCAGGCACUGGUGGUGCUGGUAGUAUGGGUGGACUCUAUGGCAAGGACGGUAUGCCAAUUGGAACAGACACUGGUGGAGCUGGUAGGAUGGGUGGACUCUAUGGCAAGGAUGGUAUGCCAGUUGGAGCAGGCACUGGUGGAGCUGCUGGAGCUGGUAGUAUGGGUGGACUCUAUGGCAAGGAUGGUAUGCCAAUUGGAACAGGCACUGGUGGAGCUGCUAGUAUGGAUGGACUCUAUGGCAAGGACGGUAUGCCAGUUGGAGCAGGCAUUGGUGGAGCUGCUGGAGCUGGUAGUAUGGGUGGGCUCUAUGGCAAGGACGGUAUGCCAAUUGGAGCAGGCAUUGGUGGAGCUGGUAGUAUGGGUGGGCUCUAUGGCAAGGACGGUAUGCCAGUUGGAGCAGGCAUUGGUGGAGCUGGUGGAGCUGGUAGUAUGGGUGGGCUCUAUGGCAAGGAUGGUAUGCCAAUUGGAGCAGGCGUUGGUGGGGCUGGUAGUAUGGGUGGGCUCUAUGGCAAGGACGGUAUGCCAGUUGGAGCAGGUGUUGGUGGAGCUGGUGGAGUUGGUAGUAUGGGUGGGCUCUAUGGCAAGGACGGUAUGCCAAUUGGAGCAAGCAUUGGUGGGGCUGGUGGAGCUGGUAGUAUGGGUGGGCUCUAUGGCAAGGACGGUAUGCUAAUUGGAGCAGGCAUUGGUGGGGCUGUUGGAGCUGGUAGUAUGGGUGGGCUCUAUGGCAAGGACGGUAUGCCAGUUGGAGCAGGUGUUGGUGGAGCUGGUGGAGUUGGUAGUAUGGGUGGACUCUAUAACAAGGAUGGUAUGCGAAUUGGAGCAGGCAUUGGUGGAGCUGGUAGUAUGGGUGGGCUCUAUGGCAAGGAUGGCAUGCCAAUUGGAACAGGCACUGGUGGAGCUGGUGGUACUGGUAGUAUGGGUGGAUUCUAUGGCAAGGAUGGUAUGCCAAUUGGAGCAGGCAUUGGUGGAGCUGGUGGUACUGGUAGUAUGGGUGGAUUCUAUGGCAAGGAUGGUAUGCCAAUUGGAGCAGGCACUGGUGGAGCUGGUGGUACUGGUAGUAUGAGUGGAUUCUAUGGCAAGGAUGGUAUGCCAAUUGGAACAGGCACUGGUGGAGCUGGUGGUGCUGGAGGUAUCGCUGGGCUCUAUGGCAAGGAUGGUAUGCCAAUUGGAGCAGGCACUGGCGGACCUGGUGGUACUGGUAGUAUGGGUGGAUUCUAUGGCAAGGAUGGUAUGCCAAUUGGAACAGGCACUGGUGGAGCUGGUGGUGCUGGAGGUAUCGGUGGGCUCUAUGGCAAGGAUGGUAUGCCAAUUGGAGAUGGUGGUGCUGGGGGUAUUGCAGCUUGUGGUGCUAGAGGCAUGGGUGGGCUCGAUGGCAAGGAUGGUAUGGCAGGGGAAGCUGUUGCUGUGGUUGGCUUAGGAGGUUCAGGUGGAAGCUAUGGGAAAGAUGGUAUGUUAGCUGAAGCUGGAUUUGGCAGUUCAGGAAGCCCAGAUGGUGUUUGUGGCAAGGAUGGUAUGCUUGGUGGUAAGGCUGGCGCUGGAAGUGCAGCAGGUUUAAGUGGAAGAGGUAGCAUGCUCGGUGGUGCUGGUGGCACUCCAGGUGCUUUUGGAGAAGCUGGGAAUAUGGGUGGAACACUAGAUGGUGGUGGCCGUGGUGGUAGAUUAGGCAGUACAGGAACCAUGCCUGGACAGGAUGGAACUUCUGCUGGAUUGGAUGGUGCUUAUGGAAAGGAUGGCAUACCAGGAGGAGCUGGUGUGGGGUUAGGAGGUGCAGCAGGCAAGAGGGGUCUGGCUGGCCAGUAUGGUACUCUAGGUGGAGAUGGAAUGGGAGCUCAUCCUGAUGGAGUUAGUGCACAUGACCUCUCUGGCAAAGGCAGCAUGCAAGGUGGACCUGGACUUUCUGGUGCUGGGUUAACAGGAGCAGGAGGGACAGUUGAUCUUCAUGGCCAAGGUGCUAUUUUACAUGGAACUGGUGCUGAUGUUCAUGGCGGCACACAAGGAUUUUAUGGUAAGGAUGGUAUGAGAGGUGGGGCUGGUGCAGAUGCAGGGGGCAUCCAAGGUUUGCAUAGUCAGGACGGUGGAACCAGAGCUGGCGCUGGAUUUGGAAGUGGUUAUGAUAAAGAUAGUGUGCUAGGUGGUGCUCAUGGUGCUGGACCUGUUGGUGAAGGGGGAGUAGAUGGUCUCUAUGGUCGGGAUGGCAGGCUAGUUGGAGCUGGUAUGGGUGCUGCUGGACUUAGCAGCGAAGGAGGAAUGGGUGAGCUUUAUGGGAGGGAUGGUAGACUAGGUGGAACUGGUGCAGGAGUUAGACGUAUGGAUGGAUAUGAGAAAAUGUCAGAUGUUCCUGGUGAAGAGUUCCUGGGUUAUGGACAGUCUUCUGGCUCUUAUGAUGCUAGUACCCAUGCUGGUGACAGAAGAAGACAACUGUCUGACUUGGAUGCCAGUGGACUUGCUUCAGGUGAUCUCUCAAGAACCAGGAGCAGGAAAGCAAGAGGAGAAAAUCUUCUUGAAGAGGAUGUGAGAGAACCACAUUGCCGUUUCAGUCAAGGCCUACUUGAUGUCCAUGCCCAGAAAGGAAAGUCAGCAGUGUUGUCUUGCAGCCUCAACAAUGAUCAGCUUGAGGGAACCUGGUUUAAAGAUGGAUUUAAGAUAACAGGCCUAGAUGGAGUCUCCAUUGAGAAGGAUGGUGCAAUUCACAAACUGAUAAUAGAUGAAGUACAAGACAGGCAUGCUGGAAAAUACAAAUUUGAAGCUGAAGGCAUCAAAACAGAGGCAUCUGUUCUUGUUGAAGACCCUCCAAAUGUUGAUGCUGCUCUUCUGAAAAAACUGAGCAAAGAGCCUGUAGUAGUGAAGGCAGGAAAGAAUGCCAUGGUUAAAAUCCCAUUUGAGGGCCGGAAGCCAAUCAGAGCAGUGUGGUUAAAGGAUGAUGGGGAGCUUCUAGAUGAUGCCCGGAUCAACACUGAACAUUCAGACAACUUCACUCGGCUCUCCAUAUCCAGCACCAACCGGAAGGAUUGCGGUGAUUAUAAAGUGAAGUUGAGGAAUGAGAGUGGAACCCUUGAAGCUGCGCUUAAGCUUGUUGUGAUAGAUAAGCCCCAGCCACCCAUGGGUCCCAUUGAAGUUGUGGACUGCUCCACAAGUGGCAUAAGUAUCAAGUGGAAGCCCCCAAAGGAUGAUGGUGGUAAGCCAGUGCAGACGUAUACCAUUGAGAAGCAGCAGGUUGGCAGAAAGACCUGGGUGACACUGGGAGAAACCAAAGGAGACGACACUAUUUUUACCACCAACAAAGUGGAACAUGACAAAAGUUAUUACUUCAGGGUGAAAGCAGUGAAUGCCGAGGGGACCAGUGAGGCACUUGAGUCUGAUGAGGUGAUGGCUGCUGCCAAAGUUUUUCCUGGUCCUCCUGCACCUCCCAAAAUUGUCAGUGCUUACAAAGGUGCCAUCACACUCUCAUGGGCAGCGCCUCAUAAAACAGGCAACUCUCGGAUCUUGGGCUACACAGUUGAGAAAUGCAAGAAGGGUAGCAACUUCUGGACACCUGUCACUGACUUGCCCAUAACAGACAGGAAGUACACAGUGACUGAUCUAAAGGAGGGAUUGCAGUAUGAGUUCCGUGUGGCUGCUGUCAAUGCGGCAGGGGUGGGUGAGGCCAGUGCACCCUCAGAAGCUGUUUUUGCUCGGGAUCCUAUGAAUCCUCCAGGUCCAGUGAGGGGACUUAAAGUGACUAAUACUGACUACUCCAGCAUCUCCUUGUCAUGGAUGAAACCAGAGUUAGAAGAAGAAAGUUCUGCCAAAGGCUAUAUAGUAGAGAUGCGACACAUGGAUACUCUGAAGUGGAACCAGUGCAAUUCCCUCCCAAUAGGAAUGACAACGUAUAUAGUUAGGGGGCUGAAAGCCAGGGAGAUGUACUUCCUACGUGUGAGAGCAGUCAAUGAUGGGGGGUUUGGUGAUCCUGUUGAACUAGACACUUGCAUCCAAGCAGUACCUCCCACUGUUCACCCCAAGCUCUUAAUAAGAGACUCUAUCAAAAACUUUAUGAUUAUAAAAGCAGGGGAUACCAUUCGUAUGCGCAUUCCUUUUGAAGCUUCCCCAGCUCCUGAAGUGAUUUGGCAAAAGGAUGGGCUUGCUCUGCCUGCAAAGGCCACCAUGGCCACCAGAGAAGGCCUGAGCCAGCUCAUCAUACCAGGAGCUGACUUUUCUGACAGUGGGCAUUAUGCCAUCAUCCUCCGAACUGAGAGUGGGAAAAAGGAGUCUUUCAGCUUCCUUGUCCAAGUCACAGAUGUACCAGAAUCCCCUGGUCCUAUUCAGUUGGUUGAGAAUGUCCCUGAAACCGUGACUCUGAUCUGGGAGCCCUCACCAACCGAGAAGAGAGUGGGUAACUUAAACUAUAUGGUCAUGCAACGUGACUCCAGCAAGGGAUCGUGGCAAGUGGUGGCUGACCUAAUUUACACCAACAAGUGCACUGUCGCCAAUUUUGUUCCAGGCCGGGAAUAUUUCUUCAGGGUUCUGGCAAAAAAUUAUAUGGGAAUCAGUGAGCCUUCUGAAACAGUGCAACCCUGGAGCAUUCACAAGACAAAGGGUAAAUUUGAGGUCAGACUUCCAAAAUACAAGGGUGUCAACCAAAACCAGCCUCCAAGAUUCCUCGUCCAGCUGAAACCACAUGUGGUGACUUUAGGAUUUGAUUGUCACAUGAGUUGUGCUGUGACUGGAUAUCCGGUACCUCGGGUAACCUGGUACAAAGAUAGCAAGAACCUCUCUCAGGAUCCCAACUUCUUCAGUAAAAAUGACUUUGGGGUCUGCUCGCUUGUGAUCCCGGGUGUCACACCCUCAGAUGGAGGAGAAUACAAGGUGGUAGCCAGCAAUAAAUUAGGCCAAGCAACUAGCAAAGCCAUUGUCACCAUAAAAGAAUCUUUUUUUUAGGCUGACCUGCUCUGUACCAGCUUUGAACAGCCCGCUGUGUGACAAUGCUUUCCUGUAGGACCGACUCUGUAACUGAACAAUGCAUAUUGUUAUUUCAUAUGAGUUCAGCCUGAAGGCUCUACCUGGCAAUGUGAGUGUGAUCAAAAGAAAUAUACAAAAAUGUACCAUAUUCCACAGCAGGAAUGUCCUUUGAAGAGGAGUGUACAAUUCUGCCCAAUGAUCUUUCAAAGAAUGGAACGCAAAUAUACCCAUCAUAGACUUUAAUGGAAAGAAAGAACUGACUGGAAGGAGAUCAUUGUUGUGGGUCAAAGCAAGGAAAGAUGGUCCUGGAGGUCCAAGGAAUUAAAUGACAUACCUACAAGGCUGCAACUGAUUUAGCAGAAGGAUGCUCUGUGAGAAGAUGUUUGGAUCCAGGAGGCUGGAAUUUGAAUUUCAAAUGUUCUGGCCCUGCCCACAAUGAUUCUGUUGGAACUAGGGUUCAUAGACAUGCCAGGUGUGGGGCAGCUAAAUGUUUUGAUCUUGGAAGAAUACCAAAAUGCAAGGGCAUAGCUAGGGGAGAGGGGGCGCGUGUUUAUCCCUCUCCCUGAUGGCCCCUUGGAGUGAGGAAGAUAAU
This is a messenger RNA of Hemicordylus capensis (graceful crag lizard), 8673 nucleotides long. RefSeq names its product immunoglobulin like and fibronectin type III domain containing 1 (gene IGFN1). Gene Ontology annotation, molecular function: protein binding. NCBI's taxonomy places the organism in Eukaryota, Metazoa, Chordata, Lepidosauria, Squamata, Cordylidae. The coding region runs from base 285 to 8060 and encodes 2591 amino acids. The record is from RefSeq and is a predicted model, not a curated record. The transcript is spliced from 24 exons.